AUGAUUAGAGCAUUGAACGAUGAAGGACAAAAUUGGAGUGCCGGGCAGAGACAGUUGUUUUGCCAAGGAAGAGUUUUAUUGAAGCGGAACAAGAUCUUAGUGCUCGAUGAAGCGACAGCAUCCACUGAAUCCGCAACUGAUGCUGUCCUGCAGAAUAUAAUCAGACAGAAUUUCUCUCAGUGUACCGUUAUAACUUUGGCACAUAGAGUUCCAACUGUUACAGACAGCCACAUGGUCAUGGUCCUUUCCUUUGGGAGACUAUUGGAGUAUGACGAGCCAACAAAGCUUAUGCAGACAAACUCUUCAUUAGCUAAACUGGUAGCAGAGUAUUGGUCUAGCAGCACAAGAAAUGCUGGCAGUGCAGAGAUACCUGCAUCAGCAAAAUUAUAA
Amaranthus tricolor (Joseph's coat) is the source of this 390-nucleotide messenger RNA. RefSeq names its product ABC transporter C family member 8-like. Lineage: Eukaryota; Viridiplantae; Streptophyta; Magnoliopsida; Caryophyllales; Amaranthaceae. Gene Ontology annotation, cellular component: plant-type vacuole; vacuolar membrane. Gene Ontology annotation, biological process: transmembrane transport. The coding region runs from base 1 to 390 and encodes 129 amino acids. The transcript has 3 exons. Gene Ontology annotation, molecular function: ATPase-coupled transmembrane transporter activity. The record is from RefSeq and is a predicted model, not a curated record.